Ostertagia ostertagi is the source of this 1374-nucleotide messenger RNA. NCBI's taxonomy places the organism in Eukaryota, Metazoa, Nematoda, Chromadorea, Rhabditida, Trichostrongylidae. The record is from the annotation of a GenBank genome assembly.
AUGAAACCUAAAAUGGAUCCUUGCAAAGAUUUCUAUUCAUUUGCUUGUGGUUCAUUCGCCACCAAUCGAGUAGUGCCUGAACACGAAAAGAAAAUCAACGUGCUCUUCGAGAUGGAAAAAGAGCACAAACUUCACUUGAAAGGUUUGUUUUUCACUGAUACAUCACAUUCGAGCUAUUUUUCAAAGACGCCAUUUUCAGACAUACUUGAAGACAGUUCUUCUGGAGAAGAGUCAGAGGCUAUGACCUUGUCUCGGACCUAUUACAACUCCUGCAUGGACGAGGAAGUCUCAGGCGGGCGACUGCAGAUAUACGGUGUCGACGGUCUGAUCAGAGUGUUCGUCCAGAGAGGAUUCGAAGACAGUGAAGCUCAACUUAUAAUGGUUUGCGCAGACAUGGACGACGACACGGCAGGAAUCGAGUAUCAAGUUAACGACAUUAUUGACUUGGAAAGGCGUAUAGCUAAUGUAGCGAAGAAACUUCUCGCACAUCUCGGACCGAUGGACGAUAACGUUACGGUAAACUUGUACGAUCUGGGUUAUUUCGAAGGCUUGUCCGCGUUAGUGAAGUCGAAACCUCUAAGUUGCAUCAAUAACUACAUGAUGUUCCGUUUGGUAUCCUCCUUUGACGUGUACCUUUCUCAGCAGUAUCGCCGUCCUCUUCAACAAUUUCACUCCAACAUGUACGGUAAAACAGCUGAGGCUAUAGAGAUGAUAGGCGACUUCAAGAAUUCUAUGAAAACUCUCCUACUGGAUGCCGAAUGGAUGGACGAAACAACAAGGGCAGCCGCUUUGAAAAAACUCGAGACCAUGAGAUAUAAGAUAGGAUUUCCUGACUAUAUUUUCAAUGAAACCGAGGUUCUACGGCCUUUCAAGGGCGUUCAUUUGGUAGCAGAUCGCUAUUUUGACAACGCCUUGGAAUUGAGAAAAGCAUCUAUACGAGACAAUCUGAACGACUUGAGACGAAAGCCAGGUCUGGACGAAUGGGCUUUUCCAGUGAUUGCUGUUGACGCCUUCUAUUCGUUCACAGGCAACGAAAUAGUUUUUCCGGCUGGCAUUCUGCAGUACCCAAUCUUCAUUCCCGAAGCUCCGUUCUAUUUAAAUUAUGCGUCGAUAGGAAUAGCAGUUGGCCAUGAAAUCACGCACGGAUACGACGAUCUAGGAGCUCAAUAUGACGCGAACGGUAGCCUGAGAGGUUGGUGGGACGAGGGCACUUUGGAGACGUUCCGACAAAGGCGGCAGUGCUUCAUCAAUCAGUACGGCAAGCAAGUCGAACCCGCCACACACAAAAACGUUGACGGUCGAUCCAGCAUAGGUGAAAAUAUAGCUGACAAUGGUGGAAUGCGACUUGCCUAUGAGGUUCGAACUUCUCUAUAA